Messenger RNA from Opisthorchis viverrini, 2696 nucleotides. RefSeq lists its product as hypothetical. NCBI's taxonomy places the organism in Eukaryota, Metazoa, Platyhelminthes, Trematoda, Opisthorchiida, Opisthorchiidae. Gene Ontology annotation, molecular function: ATP binding; protein kinase activity. The record is from RefSeq and is a predicted model, not a curated record. The transcript is spliced from 12 exons. Gene Ontology annotation, biological process: protein phosphorylation; signal transduction. The coding region runs from base 78 to 2516 and encodes 812 amino acids.
ACGUUUACCAUUUGCUGGUCCUCUCCCUAAAUGUUUCGCCGCUUUGGUGAUGUAAACUACGGAAGUUCGUCCCAACCAUGGCUGAAAGUAGUGAAGCUCUCUUCGCCAUUCUGCAGCAACGCUGCAGUCUGCUAGAUAGCAAAAUUAAAGGCUUCAACCUCGUCAACAAGGCCUUGCAAAUGAAAACCUGUCAGCUAGUUGAUUUCAUCAACAGGCAAGAGGACUGUUUCGGCUUGAUUACCAAAGAAUAUGAUGAGCUUUCCAACGACAUCAACAGUAUCCAGGCUGUCAUUGAAAAAUAUUCUUGGGAGUUAGAGGAACUCAAGUCCAGAAUUGACCAGUACCUUUCAACCGGAAGUUCAAAGUCCAAUCAGCCUUUGGGUACAAACGCACCGAACAUUCCACAGGUCAUUCUGCCACCAGUUACUUCGAACUAUCCUCCCCACGGACAGCAGACGAACAAACUACGGCUUCGAGCUCAUCUACCCAACAAUCAGUUCACCUUAGUCGAAGUAAAACCUGGACAGCAAAUUCAACACGCUUUGGGAAAAAAACUCUCCCACAGAGGGCUGCAACUUCAGCAACUGGUAGUCAAUCGACUUCGUUCAGGUUUACCUGUAUCCUGGGAGGAUGACGCCGUCCAGAUCGCACUUGCCGGAGAGGAUUUAAUUGUGGAUUUUGCCAGAGGCAGUGUAAAGCGCUCGGAACAUCAAUUUCAGCGGAAAACCUUUUUUGACAAGGCACACUGCAAUCUCUGCCACAAGUUCAUACUUCACGGUAUUAUUUGCAAAGGUUGUGGUGCGGUGUAUCAUCAGCGCUGCCUUCCUCGAGCUGAUAUGACUUGCCUCGCCGUGUUGGAAGACGAAGUUUUCUACAGUAGUGAUCUACCUGGUGCGCGACAUUUGCCGACCACUUCGUCCGGUUCUGUUGGAUCCAACUGGCUAACCCCCAAAACCCUCGCGACCCUACCUCAUGGUGCCUACAAGCGAUAUCGAAACACUCCGGGCGACGCCACGGUGCGUCUGCCAGGAGGCAGUAUGGCGGACGCCUAUCUGCAUGCCGGCUUCGUCACACCUCACGAGCACCAGUCUCGCCAGUAUCUAACCCCAACCAGCAGGGAACGGUCUUCCUCUACUCCAAACGUCUCGAACAAUGUGGUUCCUCCUCCAGCAGGGUCUCCUUACGCCAUUAACUCUUUUGGCAAGCGUGACGCACAACGAUCGCAGCAACAGAUUGAAUGCAGUGCAAUAGGACACCCAUACAUGGCCUCUGGCGAUGCCUCAUCCGCUUGUGCAGUAGUGACCAACGGAGGAGUGUGUCAGUCCUGUGGUCAUGUUCACGUUGGCGGCAACGAGGCAGGAACCGCGUUUGACGGAAGCGUAUCUGACGUUAAACAGCAAUCCUCGAAAUCUCGGGCCCGCCGCGACUCCAAUGAGGAAUGGGAAAUACCUACAGCAGAAAUCACCAAGGGCCCACGCAUUGGGUCUGGAUCGUUUGGAACGGUGUUCAAGGGCUACUGGCAUGGAAAUGUGGCAAUUAAAGAACUGAAUGUCACCAAUCCCAACCCACAACAACUGGAGGCGUUUAAAAACGAAGUCAAUGUGCUCAGAAAAACGCGUCACACGAACAUUCUCCUUUUCAUGGGUUGUGUCUCCAAGCCCUGCCUUGCAAUCGUUACACAGUGGUGUGAGGGUUCCAGUCUUUACAAGCAUCUGCACGUGCUCGAAGGUCGCUUUGACAUUCCCGAAUUGGUUGAUAUUGCUCGACAAACUUCACAAGGAAUGGAUUAUUUACAUGCGAAACACAUCAUUCAUCGAGACUUAAAGUCGAGCAACAUCUUUUUGCAUGACCGAACUGUGAAGAUUGGGGAUUUCGGACUGGCCACUGUUAAAAGCGGCUGGUGGAAUAGUGGAUUUCAACAACCAACGGGUUCCAUAUUCUGGAUGGCACCUGAGGUCAUUCGAAUGCAGGGCGAUACACCAUACACCAAUUUGUCCGAUGUUUAUGCAUUUGGUAUCGUCCUGUACGAGCUAAUCACCGGCCAGCUACCUUACAGUCGAUUCAACAACCGUGACCAGAUUUUGUUCCUGGUUGGUCGUGGUCUUCUGAAGCCAGAUAUGAGCGAGGUGAGGUCGGAUAUUCCGAUCGACCUAACUCAACUAACUGUUGAGUGUUGCAGUUUCGAACGAUAUGACAGACCUGCAUUCUCACAGAUCUAUCAACGCCUGGACAGCUUAUAUCGAUCCCUACCCAAACUUCAACGUUGCUCCUCAGAGCCUACGUUGAAUGCAGCGCGCUUCGAACGGCCCGACACCUGUGAAUUGACGGCCUAUUUGAACGUGUCCCCAAAAACUCCACUGAAUUCCGUCAUAACCGACAAUGUGUUCUUUUUUUCCGAUCGCUCCAAAGAAGUGUCACUUGCGGUUCCUGGAUUGACAAAAGACAAACGUCCGAUGGAGCAGUUGUUGGAGGAGGAUUCCAAAAAUCCUCUGGAACCCUCUGAAACGGAUUCUUAAUCUUAUCGUGAUUAUGUAUUGAUCAUUGGACUUUGUUCUUGUGUCUCUGUACCGUUUUUCAACGUCGCUUGACUUCACUGACUUUCUGACACCGUACCCCUCUUUCCCACUUCCUGAUCAGUGACUGUGAUUCAAAGCCUUGUCAACCAAGACGUUUUUCUUAUUAUAUUUUCUCAGCAG